CAAGGCACACCCCACGCACACACACUGAUUCAUGUCAUAUGACAACAGCGCAGCCGCUGGGGUGAUGACCUGUAGCUCCGGUGUAGAGAUCAGUCACCUGUCUGUGAUAGAAGAUUACACGAUGGAUUCCGGCUCCCGUAAGCUCUAUCAUGUACAUGGAUUUGAUUCCAGACAACUCCUAGAGCAUUACCUGUCAGAUAAGCCUGAAAUGGUCUUUGAAGAGGAUUCCUUAAAAUUUCCGAUUGAAAAUCUUAAGAAAACCUUCACAGAGGCAACCUGUGUGCAUGAGUCGUACCUGGCACCUAAGACUCCGCUCCCUGGUACGGCCCAUGUCAUCUCCCACACAGUGACCAGUUACAGGACAAAGAAGAGAAUGUGAGAUCCGCCGUUCAACAUGUUAUGAAAUGUGACCUUGAGAAAGAAAAUGUGACAGAUCCGAUAGUCUUACCACCAGCAGAUUGUAUCAUCAGUGCUGGGCUUCUUGAUGUUAUCUGCAAAGACCAAGAUGAUUUCAUCAGAUAUUUGAGGAAAUUCUCAGCGUUAAUGAAACCUGGAGGAAACAUGAUAUUCAUUGGGUGUUUAGAGAUGACAUAUUACACAGUUGGGAAAGACAAGUUCCAUGGUUUCCCAUAUGAUGAGGAGUUUGUCAGGAAAGCUCUAGUUGGAGAAGGAUUUGUUAUAGAUUACUGUAAUGUUAAGAAGAGAACAAAUGUGAGUGACAUUAUUGACUAUAAUGGUGUCAUAUUCAUUGCAGCUCACAAGUAGAAGUAGAAAAUAUAAGCAUACAAAUAAGAAUAACAACAAUAUCAAGCUAUUCUGAAACUCUAAAGAAUGUUUGAUUAACAUGUCUUAUCACGAGUUUCAUGGCUGGGGCUGUGUGUAGCUAAUUAUAUGAAAAGUGUGAAUAUAAAAUAUAUGUCUA
This is a messenger RNA of Hyla sarda, 922 nucleotides long. RefSeq names its product nicotinamide N-methyltransferase-like. The coding region runs from base 32 to 379 and encodes 115 amino acids. Gene Ontology annotation, cellular component: cytosol. The record is from RefSeq and is a predicted model, not a curated record. Lineage: Eukaryota; Metazoa; Chordata; Amphibia; Anura; Hylidae. The transcript is spliced from 4 exons. Gene Ontology annotation, molecular function: N-methyltransferase activity.